This is a messenger RNA of Capsicum annuum, 1672 nucleotides long. RefSeq names its product putative SNAP25 homologous protein SNAP30. Gene Ontology annotation, cellular component: SNARE complex; plasma membrane. Gene Ontology annotation, molecular function: SNAP receptor activity. The record is from RefSeq and is a predicted model, not a curated record. The coding region runs from base 318 to 1130 and encodes 270 amino acids. The transcript is spliced from 6 exons. Lineage: Eukaryota; Viridiplantae; Streptophyta; Magnoliopsida; Solanales; Solanaceae.
AUUGAAACUUGAUAGGUACUCCCAUAACUGAUUGUUUAAAAAACGGGUAAAAUUCUGAAUAACGGUCAAGAAAGUAUAGAAGCACCUGAUUUUCUGGGGAACCUUACAUUUGUUUAACUCCAUAAUAUUUGAUCCAUUGAAAACACAAAUCUUUGUGUCCAUUGUUUCUUCAUUGUAAUUGUACCCUUUGAAGAAGAAGAAGAAAUUUCUGUAGCAUUCAGUAUUUCUUCUUCUUCCAUUCUUCAAUCAUUUUCAGGUGAUCCUAUUAAGUACAAAAACUGAUCUUUUAGAAAAAAAAUCCCUUUAGUUUUCGAACAAUGUUUGGCUUCAGAAAAAGUAAACAAGACUCCGCUACUACGAAUACAACCCCUUCACAUUCCGAUGGAAAAACUAAACCUGGUCGGAGAACUUCCUCCGAGCCAGUUCUUGUCACACCAGGCGAUGAUUUUGGAACAUCGUCAUCAUCAGGGACAAGGAACAAUCACAAAAGCAAGACAGAGGAUUUCGAUAACAUGUCUAUGCAAGAAUUAGAGGGAUAUGCAGUAGACCAAGCUAAGGAGACCACGAGCUCCGUGAAUAAUUGCUUGAAGAUAGCUGAGGAUAUUAGACAGGAAGGUGCUCAGACCCUCGAUACCUUGCAUAAGCAAGGCGAGCAAAUUAAUCGUACUCAUAUGAUGGCUGUUGAUAUGGACCGCGAUUUGAGCAAGGGGGAGAAGUUAUUGAACAAUCUUGGUGGCAUGUUCGCUAUGCCUUGGAAGGCAAAAAAAGGUCACGAAAUUAAAGGGCCUCGAACUUCAAAAGACGACAAUUAUAAUAAAGGGAAAGGUAGUGCAAAGGACAGGGAAAAAUUAGGUUUAUCUAAUGGUAAAAAGGUGAAGUCAGCUUCUAGUACACCUCCUCCUGAAUCGAUGAACGCUAUGCAGCAAGUUGAGUUUGAGAAGGCGAAGCAAGAUGAUGCACUUUCGGAUUUGAGCAACAUAUUAGGUGAUCUAAAAGGCAUGGCUGUUGACAUGGGAUCUGAACUUGACAAGCAAAACACAGCUAUUGAUGAUCUUGAUAAAGAUGUGGAGGAAUUAAACUCUCGAGUUAAAGGUGCAAAUAGACGCGCACGUAAAAUAGUUGGGAAGUGAAAGAGGACUAUUGCUUCCUAUGUUGCUCGAACUCUACAAAUCUUUUGCUACACCCGUGUGGGAUCAUCCAAAAUGCACUACUUUUGGAGGAUACGAGUAGAUGCUAAACCAGAAUUUGUAGCCUAUGGGUUUGGGAUUCCAAUUCUUUCAAGUUACUAGGUUCUAAACUAAUAAAAUUAUGCACAUUUAAUAUAAAGUUUGGACUAAAGCUACUGGGUUCAGCCGAACUCGCAAACUCUACACUAGCUCCGCCCCUGGAUCUCACUCACCCGACUACAUUUUUGAAGAGUCUGAGCAUCAUAACUUGCUUCAACCUCAGAUUUAUUUGAAACUUUUUCGCAUUUGGCUUCAAGGUCUAUUGGAAGUUUUGGUUGCUUUUUUUUUUUUUUUUUUUUUAACUUUUUUCAAUUUUUUAUCCUUAAGGUUACCUUUCUUUUUUUUUCUUUUAAUUCCAAGUUUAUUGAACAGUUCAUUUGUGAUAAAAUAAUCAAAUAGGCCUUUUUGUGAUUAAUUUACUGAUCAUCAAUCGAUUCAUUUUUAUA